Plodia interpunctella (Indianmeal moth) is the source of this 1243-nucleotide messenger RNA. RefSeq names its product SUN domain-containing protein 2-like. Gene Ontology annotation, molecular function: protein-membrane adaptor activity. Gene Ontology annotation, cellular component: meiotic nuclear membrane microtubule tethering complex; nuclear envelope. NCBI's taxonomy places the organism in Eukaryota, Metazoa, Arthropoda, Insecta, Lepidoptera, Pyralidae. The record is from RefSeq and is a predicted model, not a curated record. The transcript has 4 exons. Bases 219 to 1172 code for a protein of 317 amino acids.
AUAAAUAUUUUUGGUUAAAUACCAAAAAAAUUACCGGCAUCUUCACCGCCAUCAUAUUGUGAUGUCCGAUUUUAAAAAAAUCUUGAAGCAAGACAGAACUUCAACAGAUGACAGAUUUGUAAUUUGUCAAAUGUUUUGAAAAUAUAAAUAUUUUCCUCAGAAACGAAGUUUAAAAGCGACUGUUCAGAGACGCAAUUUAUACUAUUUUGUAAGAGACAAUGCGUCGUCACUCUAAUGCAUCUCACCUGCGGAUGGGUCCAGCAGACCCGUGCGACGGAGACGGGUGUCUGAGGAACCUCUUCUGUACCUUCGUGUGUGUGACGCUGAGCAUGAUCCUAGGGCUCCAGAUGUACGCGUAUCUGUGGGGACCCACACAAAUUUCUCUCGAAGGAGACAUCUCCGAUGUUGGCCAUGUUGUCUUGCAACUCUCACAUGGAUUAACUGAGGUUAAUCGUAAGCACGAGCGACUGCAAAGCGAGAUGGAGCGGUUGUCAUCGGUGCUGCCAUCCGUGGCGGCGGCGGCGGACCGCGCCAAGGACGCGCUCGAGCCAGCUGUGCGUCGCACCAGCGCGCUCGACGCUGGGGACUAUGACAGGCAGCAUGCUGACUACGCCCUGGAGACGGCUGGUGCCAGGAUUCUGGACACGGGCAACACGGUGGAACACGUCAUACACGAGUCUGUAGUGAGCUGGGCGUUGCAUACGCUGGUCUCAGUCAUGUGCAACGAGUGUCUCGGCGCCCGAGCCAUCAUCAGGCCCGAGUCCCUGCCUGGAGAGUGCUGGGCCUUCAAAGGCUCUAGAGGGGAGGCCACUAUAAGACUACUGGGACCUGUUCGUGUGACUGGAUUCACAUUGGAACAUAUACCAAAGCAUAUUGCGCCGACACGGGAAAUAUCAUCAGCUCCGCGUUUAGUCCAACUGGAAGGACUAGAGAUUAAAAGAGAUCCAUAUCCACAUGACUUUGGGACAUUUGAGUACAACCGAGAUGGGAAACCGAUCCAGUAUUUCGAAGUGCGGAACCCGACUGCCAAGGGUUUCAGUAUGGUGCGCCUGCGCGUGCACUCCAACUGGGGACACUCUGUAUACACCUGUGUGUACAGGGUGCGUGUGCACGGCGAGCUCGCCAUGCGGUCGGCCGGCGACAACCCGGACAUGCAAGUUGAAAAUGAGUGAAUGAGGUUUUCUUUAACGUCGUGCUUAAGAAAAUAGGUAUAUAAAAUAUUUACAAUUAAAAAUCAAGUUAA